Messenger RNA from Lactuca virosa, 939 nucleotides. NCBI's taxonomy places the organism in Eukaryota, Viridiplantae, Streptophyta, Magnoliopsida, Asterales, Asteraceae. The record is from the annotation of a GenBank genome assembly.
AUGGUAGGUCUCCUAAAACUAACAUAUUCUACAAAUGAUUUCAAAAAACAACCUACUUCUAUAAAAACUCCGAAAACCCUACAUUUGUUGAUUCCCCUACAUGUGGUGGACAUUCGGACCGGUGAGACAUGGACCGACACCGGAGUGGUACCGGUUUUAUGUAGAAUGUUCGGCUUUAGGUUCUUGGAUCGGCUAUGUUUCGGUUCCUUUUUUUUAGCCAGGUGGGUUUGGCGGUUUUGUGGGUAUUGGACCGGUUUGGACCGAAAAUUGAAGAAUCCUGAUAUGCUUCAAGAUGUCUGUGCUGCAGAUUUUACCUAUGGCGACGCAAUAAAACUGAAUGGAUUCCUAUGCAAAAAACAUGCAUCAUCUGAUGAUUUCUUCUUUUCCGGGUUAGCAUAUCCAAGAUCAACCGACAACACAUUUGGAGCAACACCGACUCUAAUCACUGUCCUAAACAUCACCGGCCUGAAUACCUUGGGGAUGGCGGUAUCACGUAUUGACUUUGCUCCGGGAGGCCUGAAUCCACCGCACCUCCACCCACGAGCCAGUGAGAUAUUUUUUGUAAUAGAUGGUGAACUGGAAGUCGCAUUCAUAACAACAGAAAACAAACUUUACUCUAAGUUAAUCAAGAGUGGUGAACUAUUCGUACUCCCUAAAGGGUUGAUUCAUUUCCAGAUAAACAAAGGGAAUGAUAGUGCUGUAGCCAUAGCUGCCUUCAACAGCCAGUUUCCAGGUAUCCAAAGGGUGCCAAAUGCUUUGUUUGGAUCAUAUCCCGAUGUGCCAAAUGAUGUGUUGGCUAAAACAUUCGGGAUUGGAAUCAAUCAAGUGAAGAAAAUUAAGUCAUGGCUUAAUUCCUAAAAACUAAAAUUACUAGUGCAUGCGUAAAUGUGUGUUGAGUUAUGGGAUCUUAAGUAUUUCUAUGUGUUGUUUGGUUAUUCA